Messenger RNA from Bombina bombina (fire-bellied toad), 8054 nucleotides. It is a transcript of the gene MCC, whose product is annotated as MCC regulator of WNT signaling pathway. The transcript has 19 exons. Lineage: Eukaryota; Metazoa; Chordata; Amphibia; Anura; Bombinatoridae. Gene Ontology annotation, molecular function: calcium ion binding. The record is from RefSeq and is a predicted model, not a curated record. The coding region runs from base 58 to 3060 and encodes 1000 amino acids.
GCUCAGGCUGCUCCAGCUCCCAGCAGUGGGCAGUGUACGGCCGCUCUGCCGUGCACCAUGGCGGCUGCGGUGGAAGUUAACGGGAGCACCAGCUGCAGCGGCAGCAGCGACACUUCCAGUACCGGAGAGGAGGAGAGGAUGAGGCGGCUCUUUCAGACGUGCGAUGGGGACGGGGACGGCUACAUUAGUAGGAACGAUUUAUUAAUGGUUUGUCGCCAACUUAACAUGGAGGAGUCAGUGGUUGAAAUCAUGCAUCAACUUGGAGCAGAUGAAAGUGGAAAGAUAUCAUUUCAAGAUUUUACGAGGUGUCGUAUGCAGCUUGUGCGUGAAAUACGAAAGGAGGAAGUGGAACUUUCUGAUGACUCUUGCAAGAAUAAAAAAUUGCGAGAUAGAAUAACCUCCUGGCCAACUGGAAGUGAACAAAGCUUAGGUGCCUUAUCUGGAGUACGGGAAAGCUGGGAAUAUGACUCGGGAGCGCGGGAUCUCCAGAGCCCUGAGCCGAAGAUGGAUUUAAUCAUGCAGAAGUUCUUAGAAUUUGGAGGCAAAACUAUGACUCAGACGGCCCUGCAAAAACGUCUUUGUCAGACUUCCAGCCUAAGCAAUAACGUGGGGGGAAGCUAUCUGGAACUUGCCAACACACUUCAUUUAGCAGCCCUGGCUUCUUUAAAGGGAGAUAUAGUGGAUCUGAACAAACGUCUUCAGCAGACAGAGAAAGAGAGGGACAUGCUAGAGAAGAAGCUUGCCAAGUCACAGUGUGAACAAUCCCAUCUAAUGAGAGAGCAUGAAGAUGUUCAGGAGAGAACAACCCUCCGUUAUGAGGAACGUAUUACAGAGCUGCACAGCAUCAUAGCGGAGUUAAAUAAGAAGAUUGAUCGGCUUCAAGGAACAACCAUAAGGGAGGAAGAUGAAUAUUCUGAGCUACGAUCAGAACACAGUCACAGCCAGCUUGAAGUCAAUGACGACACUCGCAGUCUGGACCAGGACCAGACAUCAGUGUCUGUGCAAGAGAAUCAAUCCACAAUGGUCACUGUGGAUAUGGAAACAAGCAGUGACUUAAACUCAGAGUUGCAGAGAGUGCUGACAGGCCUGGAAAACGUUGUAUGUGGGCGGAAGAAGAGCAGCUGCAACUUGUCCGUAGCAGAAGUGGACAGACACAUAGAGCAGCUUACUUCUGCUAGUGAGCACUGUGACCUUGCUAUAAAGACGGUGGAGGAGAUAGAAGGAGUACUAGGGCGAGGGCUGUACCCCAAUCUUGCAGAGGAGAGAUCACGAUGGGAGAAGGAGCUGGCGGGUCUGCGGGAGGAAAACGAAAGCCUCACUGCCAUGCUGUGCAGCAAAGAGGAGGAUCUCAACCGGACCAAGGCUACGAUGAAUGCUAUCCGCGAAGAGAGGGACCGUCUGCGCAGGAGAGUGCGGGAGUUGCAAACCCGGCUCCAGAGUGUCCAGGCAACAGGCCCCUCUAGCCCUAGUCGUCUCACAUCCACAAGCCGACCGGUCAACCCCAGCACUGGGGAGCUGAGCACGAGCAGCAGCAGCAAUGACAUUCCGAUUGCCAAGAUUGCAGAACGGGUAAAGCUGUCUAAGACAAGGUCAGAGUCCUCCUCAUCCGAGCGGCCUGUACUUGGCUCAGAGAUCAGCAGCAUUGGGGUAUCGAGCAGUGUGGCAGAGCACUUGGCCCAUUCCUUACAAGACUGUUCUAAUAUCCAGGAGAUCUUCCAAACAUUGUACUCUCAUGGAUCUGCCAUCUCAGAGAGCAAAAUUCGAGAAUUUGAGGUGGAGACAGAACGGCUAAAUAGUCGAAUCGAGCACUUAAAAUCCCAGAAUGAUUUGUUGACAAUAACACUGGAGGAGUGCAAGAACAACGCAGAGAGAAUGAGCAUGCUUGUGGGCAAAUACGAGUCCAAUGCCACAGCGCUCCGGCUCGCACUGCAGUACAGCGAACAGUGCAUAGAGGCAUAUGAACUGCUGCUGGCGCUGGCGGAGAGUGAACAGUCUCUCAUCCUUGGUCAAUUCAGAGCUGCAGGAGUGGGGUCUGUAGCAGAGCAGUCUGGUGAUGAGAAUGUCACACAGAUGCUAAAGCGGGCCCACGACUGCAGGAAGACAGCAGAGAAUGCGGCUAAAGCACUGUUGAUCAAGCUAGAUGGCAGUUGUGGGGGAGCGUUCGCUGUCACGGGUUGUAGUGUGCAGCCCUGGGAGAGCCUUUCCUCAAAUAGCCAUACAAGUACAACCAGCUCUACAGCGAGUAGCUGUGACACAGAAUUUUCCAAAGAGGACGAGCAGAGGUUGAAGGAUUACAUCCAGCAGCUAAAGAACGACCGUGCUGCAGUCAAGCUUACCAUGUUGGAACUGGAGAGCAUCCAUAUUGAUCCUCUGAGUUAUGAUGUUAAACCACGGGGAGACAGCCAGAGACUGGACCUGGAGAAUGCAGUCCUGAUGCAGGAGCUUAUGGCAAUGAAGGAGGAGAUGGCAGAGCUCAAGGCCCAGUUGUAUUUACUGGAGAAGGAAAAGAAGGCGCUGGAGCUGAAGCUAAGUACCCGGGAUGCCCAGGAGCAGGCGUACCUGGUACAUAUUGAGCACCUCAAGUCUGAGGUUGAGGAACAGAAGGAGCAGAGGAUGAGAUCGCUUAGCUCCACCAGUAGUAGCAGCAAGGACAAGCCAGGCAAGGAUUCCAUAGAGGGCUCAGCAUUGCCUUUAUCAGAGCUCCUAACUUACAAUGAAGGUGAACUUUCUACAGAACUAACCAGCGCCCUCCGAAGAGAGAAGAAGCUGAAGUCUCGAGCUCAGGAGUUAGUGAGUGCCUUAGAAAGACUCACCAAGAGCAGUGAGGUCCGACACCAGCAGUCUGCGGAGUUUGUUAAUGAUUUGAAGAGAGCUAACAGUAACCUUGUUGCAGCGUAUGAAAAAGCAAAAAAGAAGCACCAGAACAAACUGAAGAAGUUGGAGUCCCAGAUGAUGGCCAUGGUGGAGCGACAUGAGACACAAGUGCGGAUGUUAAAACAAAGAAUAGCCUUACUAGAGGAGGAAAACUCCAGACCUCAUACGAAUGAGACGUCACUGUGAACCUGGUGCUCACUAGACAAUUGUGCCAAGGCAGACUCUCUUGGGAAGCUAAAUAUUGCACGGAUAUAUGGGCUGGCUAAACUGACAAUAUCUUUACCCAAGGAUGUCACAAAGACAGAUGCCCAAAAGGUGCUGCCAUCUGCAACAACAAGACUGGAUAUACUGUACUAUGUGACUUAUUUCAUGUAACAAUACAUAUAGGAUACAUGAAAUCCUUUUGAAUAAAGACGUUGCCUAAUCCAAAGUCAUGUUACCCUAUAAAUUUGCACGGGAAAGAGGCAGAAACAAGUUACAGUGAAUAAACACUUUUCUUCCUCCUUAUCGAAUGCUUUUAUAUUUGUGAGACACUAGUUUGUGCCAAAUGUCAACUCAUCGUGAGCUGGAAGACUGCAGCCCUAUGUGGUUGCUCACUAAGCAGCGUUGGAGCUUGAAUCAGAAACUUUCAUUGUCCCAGAGCAAAGAUGCACCUUCAUUUUGUUUCUGAAAGACAUGGCGCUCUGGGGACAAUUUUUCUAAACAUCAUUUUAGACACUUUUAGGAGCUGUUCCAAGAGUACUACCAGCAAAAAAAAAAGAAAAAUUUGCUAAACUGGAUGUUAAACCUACAGUCACUUAUACCAAUACAUUUUAACAGCGUUUUAGUUCAGCCAGAUGGGUGCUUAAAUCCUUCAGUUUUUAAAAAUCAAGAUGACAAAAGGUUAACUGUUUCUUAGUACACUGUGAGAAGAAAUGCUGAGGUUGUCCAGCUAUAUUUAUGUCUUUUUAUUUUUAAAUUGGUUCCUUUUGUAUUAUGUAACAUGUAUUUCCUGUGCAGUGUGUCACGCAAUAUACAAGAGGCACUUGUCCUGGUUGUAUAGUCCGUCCUGCUAAUGUUCUGCGAGGUAUAAAGUCCAUAGCGCCUUAUAGAUAGGAAACAGUUAUCAGAGGCAUGUGAUUAUGUAUUCAUUCUUUGCUAUUUAUAUGGAUUAGCAAUAAGGUUAAGGGGCAAUGCUCUCUGCUCAGUUUUUGUUGUAUCCCCUACAUUAUGUUCAACACACAGCAACAUAAUCAGAUUGGCAAAAACAAUGCUUUUGUAUGCAAAGAAACCAGAGUAUAUAUCCAGUGUGUGUGUGCAUAAGCAGUGUAAACCCUCUCUCUUUGUACUUAGAGCCCGGGGGAAGAGAGAACAAGGAGUCUGCCCUUGAAAAGCCAACUGUCGGCUGAAGUUUACCAAACCCCACUGCUUCUAUUUGGAUAUAUCCAGAAAAUAUUGACAGUUUUUAGUAUUAAGCCAACUUUAUCAGAGUUUUUGAAACAGUCAAGUUAGACCAACAUAAGUGUGCACUUCAACUCAUUGGAUUUGUUUUGUUACCUCAUGUUUACACAGUGCAGUCAGCCUGGAAGCUCAGCCCAUUUGAUCGGGGUUGUAGUUUCCAUUUCAAAUAGAGAAAUCAACCUAAAGGAGCAAUUCCCCAUACAUUUGAAACUCUGCAGCUUGUAUAACAAAUAAUCUGAAACCCAUUAAGGGGAAAUCAGUUUUACAGCACACUGUCCCUUUAAAAUGAACUCUUUGGUAUUGGUCAUACUUGUCUCAUCUCAAUAUUUUUGUUUAUAGGAUAUGCAUACAAUUUUAAUGCAAACAUUUAUUUCUAACCAUUUUACACUUGAGACUUGUCAUCCCCUAUGUACAGCAAUUCGACAGGUGUAAUGUAAUGAAAUUCCCAGGUUAGAGUCUGCUGCAAUUAACAAGUCGGAUAGCAAUAGUCUGGUAUUUCUCAUAGCAAGUGAGGUAUUUUAGUUUAAUAACCAUCUUCAUCCAACUUGGACAAUACAAACCUGUUGUAAAGUUUCCCGUCUGCUUGCAUCUUACUCAGGUUUCCUUAACAUGGUUUGGUGUUGGGGCUAUUCGCAAUAGUCAUAAAACGUUGUGCAAAAAAAAAACACAUAUGUGUCAUACAUACUUUUUCUCUUUUUUUUAUUCAUGAUAAAGCUAUUUUUAUUCUAGAAUAUCCAUUUUUUUUUACAAUUAAAUUAACACUGCAAAGGAAGCCACACUUGAUUCAGUCAAUGGAUCUCAUUACUGUUUGUUUGCAGCUAUUUUCUGCUAAGCAUUGACCAGUUUUACAAAAAAAAUAUUAUUUUUUUUGCAAAUUGAGAAAAAACAUAAUUAUUGAGUUGAUUAAAGGCAAGUUUCUAGCUGUGUGCGCCAGAUGUAACUCAUCAGUGAACAACAGCAAGAUGGCUGUCAUUAGAGUUUGUUGUUUUUCCUCCCAAGAAAUGUUAAAUUUGCCCUUUUAAAGGGACAUUAAACUGCUGGGUACAACUACAAUAUAAUGGUUACUAAUCUACGUUAUUGUUUUUCCUCCUUACCUGCAGCUCUCUUUAAAGCCGUCCUCUUAUUUUAACCCUUUGCAGAAAUCAGUUGGUAAAGCACUGCAUCUUUAUACUGGGCGUCCCCAUCUUGGUACGCACGUAUUGUUGCUUUUACAGACAAGUGAUUGUUACUGGCUUUGUGACAGUUGUACCUUACACUUUGGAUUAGCUCACACAUUAGACAGCAGAAGAGUUACAUUUUUUACACAGUUUAAAAGUUGCAUAACAAAUAUAAAAAUGCCUUCAGGUAUAAUAUAGAGAACUACAGUCGUUGUAAAGAUGUGCAAUUCCUGCUCUGAUUUGUACAGCACGGCUUGCCAAGAAGAAAACACCACCACUGAACUCUGUCACGGGGUACAAGAAUACUUAAAUUCCAAAAUGGUGGCGCACCGUGUGAUAAUGCAGAGCUUCACUAACCAGCACUUUUCAAGGGUUAAACUAAAAAAACAGCUUUGAACAGAGUUGCAGGUACAAGAGGUAAAAUAAUACCAUGGUGAGUAGCAACCAUUAUACUGCAGUUGUGCCCAGCAGUUUAAUUCAUUGUUAAGCAAACCCAGAACUAAUUACACCCUUUCAGUAGUUGUAGAAAGACUCAGAAUUCCUCCUAUGGGCACACAUUUAAUAGAGAUGCUUUAUGGUCACACCCAGAAAAUUCUCAGCGCCUAUAAUCAAUUUUUUUUUGGGGGGGACAUGUCUAGUACACUCCUGGAAAGUGUAGUGUGUUACUGAUGUCAGUGUUAUAGAUGGUUGCUUCGCUGCAAUAUUAUUUAGAAACAAAGGUGUAGUAGACAGCAGUGAUUUAACCGCCUGAUUGCCUAUAUCAGGUAGUAGUGGUUUAACCCCAUGUUUGCCUUUUCCAUGCUGCUGUGAUUAAAUCCCUGAACCUAACCUGCCCAAAACACACAUACUGAAAUGGUUUAAUCUCUUUAAUUGCUCAGAACAUUAAGCAGUGAAUUAACCUUUUGGUUACACAGAACACAAAUACCGGAGCUAUUGAACUUGCUUAAAAUCUGCGUUAUUGCUGAAGACACCUUACAUUGUUUUCAAUUUACUUUUUUUCACAGAGAAAAUAAAAUCUCACGCAAGCAAGAUGCACACAAGGAAUUAUCACAAAAAAAACAUUUUUAUUUUCGUUGUAAUUAAAUAACUGUGAGAUAACUUUGCAAAAAUACUCUACACACAAUAUUAUUUAUUUUUAUCUGCUUAAUUUUAAAUAGGUUUUUCAUUCCAAACCACUUAAAUUUGAAUGUGAAUUUUGAUUAGUGCAAACGUGUAGUCUCUGGAAAAGCUUUGAUCGGCUUAUUGCUUUGCUAGAGCUUAUUGAGGUGUUUGCACAGAUAUAUCUAUUACUAUCAUCUAUAUCUUAUCUAUCCUAUCUAUGGAUAUAUAUUCUAUCAUCUCUCUUAUCUAUCUAUCUUAUUUAUCUAUCGAUAUCUAUCAUCUAUCUUAUCUAUUGCUACCUAUCCAUCUAUCUUAUCUUUCCUAUCUAUCGCCAUAUAUCAUCUAUUGCUCAUCUAUCUUAUCUAUCGCUAUCUUAUCUAUCUAUCUUAUUUAUCUAUCGAUAUCUAUCAUCUAUCUUAUCUAUUGCUACCUAUCCAUCUAUCUUAUCUUUCCUAUCUAUCGCCAUAUAUCAUCUAUUGCUCUUCUAUCUUAUCUAUCGCUGUCUUAUCUAACUAUCUUAUUUAUCUAUCCAUCUAUCUUCCCUAUCUAUCUUAUUUAUCUAUUCUAUCUAUCGCUACAUAUCAUCUAUUGUUAUCUAUCAUCUAUCUUAUCUAUCGCUGUCUUAUCUAGCUAUUUUAUUUAUCCUAUCGCUAUCUAUCCAUCUAUCUUACCUAUCUAUCCAUCUAUCUAUAUCUAUUGCUAUCUAUCGCUAUCUAUCCCAACAUGGGGAGGAUAACUGGUAUUACAAAAUUGCUGUGUGCAUUGUCUAGCUUUGCAUGUCGGAGUAACUUGAAGAUAAAGCACAUUGGUUUACCAUGAAGCCAGUGUUUUAGGUGACAUUUUCUGUGUAAUUCUAAAGCUUUGCAUAUAGCAGCACAAAGACACUGGAUGAUGAACCCAGUACUGUUGAGGAAGUGUGUGGCUUUUAGACUAUAUUUUAUGGGUGAGCCAUCAAUCGCAGGUUACCAAAGAGGAAUCCAACUAACUGAAUACAGCUAACAGAGCAGUAUUGUAUCCCAACAGCAAAGGGCUUUUACUAAAACCAGUGCCUAUGCCGGUUAUUCUUUUCUUCAUGAGACUCUUGAGUAUCUUUUAAAAAUUGUUCACAUGACAGUUGUUGUUUUUUUGUUAUGUUUUCCACAAAAAAUGGAAUUAUUUGCUAUUUUUAUAACAAUUUCUCUGUUUAAGAAGCUUGUCUAAAUGUAUUAUUGCAAUGACAAAACAUGUCUAGGAUUGCACCAUCAAUAUUGAUUUUAUUUUGAGGUGUGGGGUUGUUUCCAAUGCGUUAACACUGUCGAAUUCUCCAGCAGGUCUAAGUGAUUCCUUCUUUAUUUCCCCAGCUCCUAACAAAAGGUUGUGUAUGUUAAUUUGAUAUAACAAUGUAAAAAAAAGUAAACCACAUUUAUUUAUACAGAGCAAUUUAUAAUGUUUAUUUUACAAAUGUUCUUAUAUUCAGAAUAAAUAAUUCAUAUGUGGAAAUAA